GUGGAUUGAUAAAGAGGACACCUCAUAAUUGAUUCAUAUUAGUUGAUUCAUAUUAGUUAUUGAUUCAUAUUAGUUAGAGGAAUUCAUAACUGUAAAUCUUUAGUAAUUAGCUGCCUGCAUAGAGUUAAAAUAAAUACAAUUUAUAAAAAUUUGGUUCAACUCAACCUAACAAAAAUAAAUGUGGUAUGUGUGACAAGGAAUUACUGGAAAGAUAAAGGUCAAAAAGAAGGUUACAUCAAGACAACAGCAACUGGCUGCUGUGAAAAGCCAUCUUUCUCUGUUCCCGGUCGGUUUCCUGCUGGCUGCGUGGACUCUGGCAGCGCCAGAGUCCCCGAACUCGUGCUUUCUUUUCCAUCCCCGGCACUGGAUUCCAUGCCCCACGAUGUCAGACACAGCUGUGGACACCAGCUCCGAGAUCACCACCAAGGACUUAAAUGAGAAGGAAGUUGUGGAGGAGGCAGAGAAUGGACGAGAAGCCCCUGCCAAUGGGAAUGCUAACGAGGAAAAUGGGAAGCAGGAGGCUGACAAUGAGGUAGAUGAAGAAGUGGAAGAAGGCGGCGAGGAAGAGGAGGAAGAAGAAGAAGGUGAUGGUGAGGAAGAGGAUGGAGAGGAAGAUGAGGAAGCUGAGGCUGCCACUGGCAAACAAGCAGCUGAAGAUGAUGAGGACGAUGAUGUUGAUACCAAGAAGCAGAAGACUGAUGAGGAUGACUAGAUAGCAAAAAAGGAAAAGUUAAACUUAAAAAAAAAAAAAGGCCACCAUGACCUAUUCACCCUCCACUUCCUGUCUCAGAAUCUAAACGCGGUCACCUUUGAGUAGAGAGGCUGUCUGCCCACCGUGGGCAGUGCCACCAGCUGAUGACACGCGCUCUCACCACCCAACCAAAACCACAAGAAUUUGCAACAGGGGAGGAAAAAAAGAACCAAAACUUCCAAGGCCCUGCUUUUUUUCUUAAAAGUACUUUAAAAAGGAAAUCUGUUUGUAUUUUUUAUUUACAUUUUAUAUUUUUGUACAUAUUGUUAGGGGUCAGCCAUUUUUAAUGAUCUCGCAUGACCAAACCAGCCUUUGGAGCAUUCUCUGUCCUACUUCUGACUUUCCUUGUGGUGUGACCAUGCUUAUUAUAAUCUCAAAGGAGAAAAAAGCAAAAACAACAACAAAAAAACAAACAACAAAAAAACAAUCUUAUUCCGAGCAUUCCAGUAACUUUUUUUGUGUAUGUACUUAGCUGUACUAUAAGUAGUUGGUUUGUAUGAGAUGGUUAAAAAGGCCAAAGAUAAAAGGGUUCUUUUUUUUCCUUUUUUUGUCUAUGAAGUUGCUGGGUAGUUUUUUUUUUUUUUGGCCUGUUUGAUGUAUGUGUGAAACAAUGUUGUCCAACAAUAAACCAGAAUUUUAUUUUGCUGAGUUGUUCUAA
Microcebus murinus (gray mouse lemur) is the source of this 1409-nucleotide messenger RNA. The record is from RefSeq and is a predicted model, not a curated record. NCBI's taxonomy places the organism in Eukaryota, Metazoa, Chordata, Mammalia, Primates, Cheirogaleidae.